This is a messenger RNA of Diospyros lotus (date-plum), 2372 nucleotides long. Its product is annotated as phragmoplastin DRP1E-like. NCBI's taxonomy places the organism in Eukaryota, Viridiplantae, Streptophyta, Magnoliopsida, Ericales, Ebenaceae. The coding region runs from base 267 to 2102 and encodes 611 amino acids. The record is from RefSeq and is a predicted model, not a curated record. Gene Ontology annotation, molecular function: GTP binding; microtubule binding; GTPase activity. Gene Ontology annotation, cellular component: membrane; cytoplasm; microtubule. The transcript is spliced from 15 exons.
UUGUUUGUCCUCCUAAUCCUAUAGACGCUGAGACAGACAUUUCUUCGUCCGAGUCGUUUCCUUCGAUUUGGCCUUCAUUCGUUCGUUGCAGUUCAAAACAUCUUCCUUCCCUUCCUUCGAAAGCCUUGUUCACACACGUCUUCUCUCUCUCUCUCGAAAAACUAUACCUCUGUUGCUUCUUCGUUAUCUUUGUCCUCUGUUUCCGAGCUUUACUUCACGUGGAAGGAGUCUGUACUCUGUAGGGCUUUUGAACUGAGAGGUCGACCAUGGAGAGCUUGAUUGGAUUGGUGAAUCGGAUCCAGACGGCUUGUACUGCCCUCGGAGACCACGGCGGCGGCGACGCCGCCUUGACUUCCCUCUGGGACGCCCUUCCCUCAGUCGCCGUCGUUGGUGGCCAGAGUUCUGGAAAGUCUUCAGUACUGGAAAGCAUAGUUGGGAGAGAUUUCCUUCCUAGAGGAUCUGGGAUUGUCACAAGGCGGCCAUUGGUACUACAACUGUACAAAAUAGAUGAAGGAGAAGACUAUGCUGAGUUUUCACAUUUGCCUAGAAGGAGAUUCACUGAUUUUGCAACGGUUCGCAAGGAAAUUCAGGAUGAAACUGAUAGGGUGACUGGAAAAUCUAAGCAAAUUUCUCCAGUUCCAAUCCAUCUUAGUAUAUACUCUCCAAAUGUGGUCAACUUAACCUUAAUUGAUUUGCCUGGUCUGACUAAAGUGGCUGUUGAGGGACAGCCUGAAACUAUUGCACAAGACAUCGAAAACAUGGUGCGAUCUUAUGUUGAAAAGCCUAACAGCCUCAUACUUGCAAUCUCUCCUGCCAAUCAAGAUAUUGCAACAUCAGAUGCUAUGAAACUUUCUAGAGAGGUGGACCCCUCCGGGGAACGAACGUUCGGUGUGUUGACAAAGUUGGACUUGAUGGAUAAAGGAACUAAUGCAUUGGAUGUUCUUGAAGGGAGAUCUUACCGCCUACAACAGCCUUGGGUGGGUAUUGUGAACCGCUCGCAAGCAGAUAUCAAUAAAAAUAUUGACAUGGUUGUUGCAAGGCGGAAGGAGCGUGAAUACUUUGCAACAAGUCCUGACUAUUCACACUUAGCAAGUAAAAUGGGUUCAGAGUAUCUUGCAAAACUUCUCUCCAUGCAUUUGGAAACAGUAAUUAAGGCAAAAAUUCCAAGUAUCACAUCACUGAUUAACAAAAAUAUUGACGAACUUGAAUCUGAGCUGGAUCACCUUGGUAGGCCUGUUGCUGUUGAUGCAGGGGCUCAACUGUACACCAUCCUGGAACUUUGUCGGGCCUUUGACCGGAUUUUUAAGGAGCAUCUGGAUGGGGGUCGACCUGGAGGUGAUCGGAUUUAUGGAGUAUUUGACAACCAGCUUCCAGCUGCUUUGAGGAAGCUUCCAUUUGAUCGGCAUCUUUCUCUGCAGAAUGUGAAGAAAAUUGUUUCAGAAGCAGAUGGUUACCAACCACAUUUGAUUGCACCUGAGCAAGGUUAUAGACGACUUAUUGAGGGGGCACUACAUUAUUUUAGGGGGCCAGCUGAAGCUUCAGUUGAUGCUGUUCACUUCGUUCUGAAGGAACUUGUCAGAAAGUCUAUCGGUGAAACUCAGGAGUUGAGACGGUUUCCUAGGUUGCAAGCUGAAAUAGCUGCGGCUGCGAGUGAAUCCUUAGAAAGGUUUCGGGAGGAAAGUAAGAAGACAGCAAUAAGAUUGGUGGACAUGGAAGCGUCGUACCUGACAGUAGAUUUCUUCCGGAGACUGCCCCAAGAAGUAGAAAAGGGCGGAAACCCAACAGCUGCCUUAGCUGCAGAUCGCUACGGCGAGGGGCACUUCAGACGGAUAGGGUCAAACGUAUCUUCUUAUGUCAACAUGGUGUCUGACACACUCAAGAACACCAUACCCAAGGCAGUGGUCUAUUGUCAGGUUCGAGAGGCCAAACAGUCAUUACUCAAUCACUUCUACACGCAGAUUGGCAAGAAAGAGGGUAAACAUCUUGGACAAUGGUUAGAUGAAGAUCCAGCAUUGAUGGAGAGGAGGCUACAAUCUGCAAAACGGCUCGAGUUGUACAAGGCAGCAAGGGACGAGAUCGAUUCGGUGUCAUGGACCCGAUGAGACUCGGCAACAGGCUGCUUUGUGUGAUAACAUGGUUCACCACGAAAACAAUGCCAGAUUGUUGAUUGUUGAAUUAUUUGACAGCUGAGAUUCGUUUACGCCCUUGUUCAAUUUUUGUUUGGAUGGGGUUUUUGGAUUCCAGGGCUUUCCACAUUUUCUAAAUUUAGAUGUUCUGUAUCCUUGUAAAAUUUAUUAGAUUCCUUAUAAUAUGUUAAUUUAUUACCCGUCCCACUUUGUGAAUGUAAAGGUUUCACUUUUUUGUGUUUGCAA